UAAUUUUACUGUGUUGGAUUUGGAAGCGCAGGCGACCUCAUGGACAGCAGCGACGAUGACGAUGAUGAGUAGGAUGACCAGGACAUGUGCGACCCCACCCCUGAGCCCAACGAGCUCGACAAGGACAUACUCGAGUCCGACCUCGAGCUCGACAAGGAGGGUGUCGUCCAACCCGACCAUGAUGACACACCACACAAGAUGGGACACUCUUCCUUGAGGUGACCGAGGAGAGCCGUGACGCCUCCCAGGAAGCAAAGGGCCACGCAAUGGAAGCAAUGUCAGAAGGGAAACUGGAAGAGGCCGUUGAGCAUCUCACCAAGGCUAUACUGCUGAAUCCAACCUCGACAAUCAUGUAUGGUACCAGAGCAUCUGUGUUUGUGAAAAUGAAGAAGCUUGUUGCUGCCAUCCGUGAUGUGAACGCUGCUCUAGAAGUGAUGAUUAUUUUCCCCUUCUGUCCCUUGACAUUCUAUCUUGAUUCUGAGAUGCUAAUGAGGGGUGGCGGUUCUUUAUUCUAGAUUUUGUAUGUUCUAUUUUGAUUUUGCAUCGAAGGGGAGCCUUGGCGCAGUGGUAAAGCUGCUGCCUUGUGACCAUGAGGUCAUGGGUUCAAGUCCUGGAAACAGCCUCUUACAGAAAUGUAGGGAAAGGCUGCGUACUAUAGACCCAAAGUGGUCGGACCCUUCCCUGGACCCUGCGCAAGCGGGAGCUAUAUGCACCAGGUUGCCCUAUUUUGAUUUUGCAUCCCUAUCAAUGACUCAAACAUGUUGCUUUACCUACAUAUCCGAGGAUAUUAAACCACUACCAUCUUAUUGAAUUAUUUUCUGUGCUCAGUUGUAUCUACAACCAUUCUGGUAUUGUUAGUUAUGGGUUAUUUGAUUCUAUUCAUAUAGCUAAUCUGCUGAUGUUGUGCAUAAAAUUCCAGGAUCUUUGUGUGUACGUUCUGGCUGUAGUGUGCUCUCAUGUUGUACAUGCCCUUAUGUUUAGUAAGAUUAAAUUUCUACUCUUAAUGAUGAAUGAUUGAGUUUUAAAAUUUGAAUCAACACAUACUUUCUGGUCCUUUAGUGUUUAAAACUGGUAAUUAUGAUGCAUUGGUCCAUAUGGCCUUGUUUUUUAUGCAUAUGAAGUAGUUGUUAGGCCUUGAUCUCAACCUCUCAAGUUUAUGUUCCCUGGUGUGUAGGUAACUUGUCAUUUUUAUUGGCAAGCCUGUAAUGAAUUUAUUAGAAUCUUGCUCCUAUUGCUGUGUACAGUAUGUAGCAAACAGGUCUAUAUUAGGAAUUAUAAUGUAGAAGUAUAGAAAUGAUAAAUUCAAGCUUCUGCUAUAUAAAUUUGGCUUUUGGCAGGUAAUCCUUUUCCGACCGGCACUAUGGAGAAGACCCUGAAGCCUGGUGUGUUCCUCAAAUCGGGCCACUUGAAGCUUUCAAAGGGCACCAUGGUGCGUUGCAAUGUCAUGGACCACUCGAGGAGGAGAAAGUAUCUAGUCUAGUUACUACACUUGUAGAGCUUGUGGCUGUGAUUACCAUUGUAUCCAAGUUAUAUGAUGUAACAGACUUAUUUUGGCUAUUAUUUGAAGUAUUAUGUGUGAUUUCUAUCUGUUC
Molecule: messenger RNA, 1592 nt
Organism: Triticum dicoccoides
Lineage: Eukaryota; Viridiplantae; Streptophyta; Magnoliopsida; Poales; Poaceae
Product: FAM10 family protein At4g22670-like
Exons: 4
Coding region: 267-515 (82 amino acids)
Cellular component (GO): histone deacetylase complex
Molecular function (GO): Hsp70 protein binding
Source: RefSeq, a predicted model, not a curated record